AUGGCGGACUUCAAAUUUAAUUUUGGAUCCGCAGAUAUUGACGAAAAUGCGACUGUUUCUGCGUCUGGAGACGGUGAGGACGUUUCACCAGAACUCAAAACUACUUAUGAAGCAAAAGAAAUUCAAAUAGCGUCCAGUACUCCAGCGUAUUCGGAUUCUGCAAUGGACGAAAUUUGCCUUAGAGGUGGUACCUUUAGCCUUAAACACUUGAGCGAGACAUGUGUGGAUGAAAAUCUAACGAAUAGUGCAGUUAUAAAAACGGCGACUGAAAGGAGCUCGGACCUGAUUCCUUCGGUUUACGAAGGAGGGCUUAAAAUUUGGGAAUGUAGUGUUGAUUUGGUGGAGUAUUUGUUGGAAAGCGGAAUCAGUUUUCAAGGAAAGCGAGUAUUGGAAGUUGGAUGUGGAGCAGGGCUACCGGGAAUAUAUGCUCUUCUGCAAGGAGCUCAAGUUCAUUUUCAAGACUACAACGACGAUGUUAUUGAGCAUGUGACGAUUCCUAAUGUAUUGCUGAAUCUUCAGCAGCGACUGAAAAGUGAACGCUGUGAAUUGAAAGCAACAGCAACUAAUUUCGACCUCCUCGAAACAGCGCGUCGAAGUUGCCGUUUUUAUUCAGGUGACUGGGGAAAUUUGUUAGGUUUCAUUAACCCACAACUAGCCUCGGAGAUGCUAUAUGAUGUUAUCCUAACUGCUGAGACAAUUUACGCUGUGGAAUCACAUGACAAGUUGUACCAGUUCAUUAAGAGACACCUAAAGAAACCUGACGGCCUUGCCUAUGUAGCAGCCAAAACAUAUUAUUUUGGUGUCGGUGGAGGGACAAGGAGUUUUGAGAAGUUAGUUUUAAUGGACGGUGUGUUUGACGUGUCAGUUUGUAAGGUGUGCAGUACGGGUGUACAACGAGAAAUUUUGUGUUUGAAAUACCGAUAGGUGUUUGCUACAUACUUUAGGCAAAAAAGAGACUCAGAGAAAUAAAAGUACGUUGAUCCCCUCGAAAACGUUUGAAAGAAGCUGUGUACCAAUGCCUGUGUUGUAAAUAAUCAUAAAAAGAGCAUUUUUCCCUCCGAAAAGGCACGAAGUGUGCGACUUCUGCUUUCUUGAUCUUAGUUCUUGCGUGACGCCAAUUGAAGAGAAUCGACCUUAAGGGAACCUAUUGAACACAAUUAUGGGAAUUCAGUUGCCUCACGAGAGGGUGCUAAAAAAAGGGAAAGGACACGUAGAUGCUGCAGCCAAAUCUUUGGGAAAAAUCUGGUGCUGUUUCAGUUUAUCACACCCAAAAACUAUGGCUUCCAGCAUCUGUUUUCAUAUGUUUCGCUAUGAUGAAGGGCUGACGCUCGAAACGUUAGCUUUAAAACUCUUUACGGUGGCCAAUUUACGUUAUUCAACUCAGCUGAUAAUACCAAAUUACCUUGUUAUACCCUCCCACCAACACAGCACCACAGUUUUUUUCAGAAACUUCCCCCCUUUUAUUCUCCUGUUUUCACAUUCGUUCAGUUAUUAGAAUUAUUUAACAGGACCUACUGUA
This is a messenger RNA of Pocillopora verrucosa, 1519 nucleotides long. RefSeq names its product histidine protein methyltransferase 1 homolog. Gene Ontology annotation, biological process: peptidyl-histidine methylation, to form tele-methylhistidine. Lineage: Eukaryota; Metazoa; Cnidaria; Anthozoa; Scleractinia; Pocilloporidae. The record is from RefSeq and is a predicted model, not a curated record. Gene Ontology annotation, molecular function: protein-L-histidine N-tele-methyltransferase activity.